AUGUUUUUAAAAACUAAAGUGAACAAUGAUUUAACAAUAUGGAUGAAUAACCAGUCAGGGGCAUUACUUAAACAAGUAAUAAUUGAAAUAAACUGUUCAAGUAAUGAUGAAGACGAGGCUAUCUCAAAUAUUACUAAGAUAAGUAUACUUAUGAAUGAAACUUCAUUGCAAUAUGCUAGUAUAGGCGAGACUAUUCGUUUAGACUGUUUGCUCGAAAUCGUCCAAUUUUGGCGAAAACUUACAACACAUUUCAUAGUAGCUGCAUGUGAAGGUGGAUCACCAGUUGUUCACUCAACAAUAUCAAACAGAAUUUAUGUUUCUGAUACCUGUCAUAUUCUGACAAUACAUAAUUUUACAAAGGAGGAUGUUGGAAUAUAUCGUUGUUUUACCAUCAACACCAAACAUGACAUCAAUAUUACACUUCGAACCCUGACAAUUGUCGAAGCGAAAGGUUACAGUAUAAUCCAGCGUAAAGAAGGGGAAAAUGUAAACUUGACUUGUUUUAUGAAUGAGGCAAAACAUGAUCCUAUAAUGCACUGGAGAGCUGAUGAAAAUGUACUAGUGUCAAACAGAUCAAAUUAUGUGAUUUAUCGUUUUGAGACUCAACUAACUGAUGACAGGAAACAUUUUGUAUGUACUGCAAACAAUAGUAGAUUUAAUCAUCCCCUUAAAGCUGAGGUACAACUGAAUCUUAUCCUUAAACCUCGUGUAGCAGUUAUAUCGUCUCCACCUCUACCAACGGUUAAAAAAGGACACACAAUUACAUUAUCGUGUCAGGAGAAAUCAGGCAAAAAUGGAACGAUUGACAGUUUUUUUUGGAGUCAUGAUGGAAAACUUCUAUCAAACAAUUCCCAAUUACAGUUUACAAGAACCAAAAUAGCAGAUGCAGGAAUGUACAAAUGCACUGCCAGGAAUAGAGCUGGAGAAGAUUCUGGAGAUAUAGAAAUUACCGUUACAUGUGAGAUUUUUUAUCUUAAUUAA
Messenger RNA from Mytilus trossulus (common blue mussel), 981 nucleotides. RefSeq names its product hemicentin-1-like. Lineage: Eukaryota; Metazoa; Mollusca; Bivalvia; Mytilida; Mytilidae. The record is from RefSeq and is a predicted model, not a curated record. The transcript has 4 exons. Bases 1 to 981 code for a protein of 326 amino acids.